AUGAAGGAGAAACCACUUGAAACGGUGACGUUGCCAUCAAAAGUUCAACAUUUCUCAUGGCCACCUGGACAAGCGUUCCCAUUCGACACGCUGCCGCCGUAUCCCGCAGGUCCCAACCUAUCGAAGGUGCGGUAUCCACGAGAUGUAUGUUCGCCACGUUAUGUUUGUCCACACUGCAGCGAGCAGUUUCUAUUUCACCGCCUUCGUGGAGCAGUUGCGUGUCCAUUUUGCUACAAUCGAGUGUCUGUCGGAUUCUACAAUCGACGUUGGGCUUAUCGAUAUCUCGCCUACGCUUGCGUGCUGUUCGCGUUGAGUCUUCUGUUGGCCGCACUUUUCAUCAUCCUUAUUCCGCAAAGAGUUUACCUUGUUAUAAUUGCCUGUUUUUCGUUGUUGUUUUCGCUGGUGUGUUUUAUCAAAUCGUCACAUUUGCGAUCGGCCGCUGAGGAGGCCACCAUGGUAAUCGACGAGUACUGA
Messenger RNA from Ostertagia ostertagi, 474 nucleotides. The record is from the annotation of a GenBank genome assembly. Lineage: Eukaryota; Metazoa; Nematoda; Chromadorea; Rhabditida; Trichostrongylidae.